Ostreococcus tauri is the source of this 1521-nucleotide messenger RNA. RefSeq names its product RNA polymerase I associated factor, A49-like. The coding region runs from base 1 to 1521 and encodes 506 amino acids. Gene Ontology annotation, molecular function: DNA binding. Gene Ontology annotation, biological process: nucleolar large rRNA transcription by RNA polymerase I; RNA polymerase I preinitiation complex assembly; transcription elongation by RNA polymerase I. Lineage: Eukaryota; Viridiplantae; Chlorophyta; Mamiellophyceae; Mamiellales; Bathycoccaceae. The transcript has a single exon. Gene Ontology annotation, cellular component: RNA polymerase I complex. The record is from RefSeq and is a predicted model, not a curated record.
AUGGCGACCGAGAGCGCGCUGGAGAGCUGGCGAAAGCGCGGCGUCGAGCGCGUGCGUCUGCGCCUGAGCACGGAGCGAGCGAAAAAGGCGCGCGGGAGCGAGAGCGCGAGCGAGAGCGAGGUGGACUCGGACGACGACGCCGGAGCGUACGAUGGACCGUACGUUUUGAGAUGUUUGGCGACGCAAGGCGCGAGGUUGGAGGAGAACGUGGAUUUUCACGUGUGGCGACCGCGUCGGGGGCUGGACGCGGAGGAAAUGCGAGCGAGACAUAAGGACGUCGUCGGUGAGAGCGUCGCGCGCGGUGUGAAGCGCGAGGACAUGUUCAGAGAGAAUAAUCUCAUCGUUCGAGGACGAGGGGAGGGGGUGGAUUACGUCGGGAAGAAUUUUACGCACGAUUUGACAGGUAUCGGUAGGGCGUACGAGCGCGAAUCUGGGAGCGACACGAUGACGACGAUGCUCGGUCGGUUGAGGAAGACGAGCGAGAGCGGGACGUACGAUUUAGAACUCAUACCAAUCGCGGGGGGGAGGGUAAUCGAUAUGGAUGUGCGGUUGCACCAGCACAACUACACCAAGCACUCCAAGGCCGAGCUCGCGGACUUGAGCGAUCCGGCGGUGCGGGCAGCGAUCAAUGCCAAGCAGCUGGAAGCGUUCGCAUCGGAUAAACGAAAGCGUUUAGUGAAUAGAAUGAACGCGGCGCGUAAGUUGGACGUAUCUGCCAUCGCAUCACCGGUGCAGAUGGAGAUGCACAUAGCAGAUGGAGCGGCGAACGUGAAGACGCGGGCAGAGCUCGUGAGUGAGGCGGGCAAGACGCGGAACAUUCCACCGCACGAAGCCACGGCUACGGAACCGAGUUUGGCGUACCCGAUCGAAUCCAUGCCUUGUUACGAGCUCUUUCACAAGCUUCGCUCGAAGGAUCUCCUCGCAGCUGUCGAGAGCGGCGAUGUGGCGAGCGACGAAAAGUACGAGCCGCUCACCAAGGUUCUUGCUGCUCGUCUCGUCGGCGGAUCCAAGGCCGAGCUCAUCAAGCGAGCGCAGCUGGUGCUCUACGCCGAUGCACUGUGCAAGAUGCUCGGUCGCGACCGCAUCAAGGAGGCGAGAGCGAAGGAACAGGAGGAUGGGCAAAAACCUGUUGUGCCGCCGGAGCAUCCGUUCUUGUUUACGAAGAGCGAGAAUGUCGAUCCAUUACUUCAAGGGGCGCUCAUUCGCAGCUUCAUGGAGGAAGACAUGUCAAGCGACGUACGUCAAUUCAUCAUGGCGAAACACAGGAAGGAUCUCGUCAUUUUGAACGUGGUGCUCAUUGCGCUCCGCGUGAACAACUGGAGCAUCACAUUUGAGGAAGUGCGCCCCCAUUUGAAGCUAGACUCCAAGCAAAUGACCGCAUACGUGAGACAGCUCGGAUGUAAAUCGGUUCGUGGAGGGAAAGACCCGUUGUGGAAUCUUGAUCUCAAGGGUAGGGCGUUGGAGACGGUGUUACCCGAGAUUCGAGCGCGAGCGAAGGCGCGAGCGAAAAAAUCAACGUAG